AUGGGUGCCCUUCUCUCUAUUCCACUCUUGGCAGUGCCGAGUGUUGGCACGCUCAUCACCGUCGCAGGAUCAUGCUGUGGCGCCGCGACGUGCUCUGCGGUCUGCAGUGCCUGCGGAAAGUUUCAGAACAGUAUGGCAACGAGAAUCGCCUACGCCUUCAUCCUUUUGAUCAACUCCAUCAUAUCCUGGAUUAUGCUUACGCCAUGGGCCUUGAAGAAGCUCCAGCACCUGACGCUUGACUACAUGGAAAUUCAAUGUGACGGGAAGGAAUGUCAUGGUUGGGUGGCGGUCCAUCGCAUCAAUUUCGCUCUCGGUCUUUUCCAUUUGAUACUUGCCCUUCUCUUACUCGGAGUCAAGAGCUCCAAGGAUACUCGCGCCGCCAUUCAGAAUGGCUACUGGGGCCCAAAGGUCAUCCUCUGGUUGGCCUUUGUUGUCAUGUCCUUCUUCAUCCCCGAGCCCUUCUUCUUCGUCUACGGCAACUACAUUGCAUUCUUCUGCGCCAUGCUCUUCCUGCUGCUUGGUUUGAUCUUGCUGGUCGAUCUCGCACAUACGUGGGCGGAGCUGUGUCUGCAGAAGAUCGAGGACAGCGACUCUCGCUUAUGGCGAGGUCUGCUCAUCGGUUCGACCGUCGGCAUGUACCUGGCGUCUUUUGUCAUGACGAUCCUGAUGUACAUCUUCUUCGCAAACAGCGGGUGCUCCAUGAACCAGGCUGCAAUCACGAUCAACUUGAUCGUGUUCUUGAUCAUCUCCUUCGUGUCUGUUCAACCUGCAGUGCAAGAGUCGAACUCUCGUGCCGGCUUGGCCCAAGCUGCGAUGGUCACCGUCUACUGUACCUACCUCACCAUGUCCGCUGUCUCGAUGGAACCGGAUGACAACAACUGCAACCCAUUGAUCCGGUCUCGCGGAACCCGCACUGCCACCAUCGUUCUCGGUGCGAUCGUGACCAUGCUCACUAUCGCAUACACGACCACCCGGGCUGCCACGCAAGGCAUCGCCCUGGGCUCCAAGGGCGGACACAGCUACAUCCAACUGGGCGGGGAUGACGAGCACGGAUUGAUCACUCAACAGCCCAACACCCGUCGCGAGAUGCGGGCUGAGGCUCUCCGGGCUGCCGUCGAGAGCGGCAGUCUGCCUGCCAGUGCUCUUGACGACAGCGAUGACGAGGAUGAGUUCGAAUCUGUCAAGGAUGACGAGCGAUCCUCCACCCAGUACAACUACUCGCUCUUCCACAUCAUUUUCUUCCUCGCCACAACUUGGGUGGCUACUUUGCUGGUCCAGGGCUUGACGCUCGAAACCACGGCGGACUUCGCCCCUGUUGGCCGUACUUACUGGGCCAGCUGGGUGAAGAUCAUCAGUUCCUGGGUCUGCUACGCCAUCUACCUGUGGACCUUGAUUGCGCCGGUUGUUCUGCCGGAUCGCUUUGGUGUUUAUUGA
Messenger RNA from Penicillium olsonii, 1434 nucleotides. Lineage: Eukaryota; Fungi; Ascomycota; Eurotiomycetes; Eurotiales; Aspergillaceae. The record is from the annotation of a GenBank genome assembly.